UAAAGCCGAUCCGUGACAUUUGGGCUCAGUUCAGCCGGAGGUUUUGUACAAACACACACACAAACACACACACAGGCUCAACACUCGUCACAAUGGGGCUGACAAGCGACCCGAACUUCCAGAAUCUGGAGAAAUGGUACAAAUCCAACGCCGCCAAUCUCAACAUGAGGCAGAUGUUCGAGGAGGAUAAAACCCGAUUCCAAAAGUUCAGCUUAACAUUAAAAACAGACGAAGGAGAUAUUUUGCUGGAUUACUCCAAAAACCUCAUCAAUGAAGAGGUUAUGAAGAUGCUCGUGGAGUUGGCAAAGUCUCGAGGAGUGGAGGCGUCCAGAGACAAGAUGUUUUCAGGAGAAAAGAUUAAUUUCACUGAGGGUCGUGCUGUUCUCCACGUGGCUCUAAGGAACCGCUCAAACACUCCUAUAAAUGUGGACGGGAAAGACGUGAUGCCGGAGGUCAACAAGGUUCUGGAGAAGAUGAAAGGAUUCUGUCAUAAAGUCCGCAGUGGCGAGUGGAAGGGAUUCACUGGGAAAUCCAUCACGGAUGUGGUUAAUGUGGGCAUUGGUGGAUCUGAUCUGGGUCCGCUAAUGGUGACCGAGGCUCUGAAGCCGUACUCUAAAGGUGGCCCGAGGGUCUGGUUUGUGUCCAACAUUGACGGGACUCACAUCGCUAAAACUCUGGCUGAACUCAACGCUGAGACCACACUCUUCAUCAUCGCAUCCAAGACCUUCACCACACAGGAAACCAUCACAAAUGCUGAAUCAGCUAAAGAGUGGUUUCUGCAGGCCGCUAAAGACGCAUCUGCAGUAGCCAAGCAUUUUGUGGCGCUCUCUACAAAUGGACCCAAAGUGAAGGACUUCGGCAUCGAUCCGGAGAACAUGUUUGAGUUCUGGGACUGGGUCGGUGGACGAUACUCCCUAUGGUCUGCAAUUGGACUGUCCAUUGCACUUCACAUCGGAUAUGAGAACUUUGAGAAGCUGUUGGCUGGAGCUCAUUGGAUGGACACUCAUUUCCGCACGGCUCCUGUGGACCAGAACGCACCCAUGCUGCUAGCUCUUUUGGGAAUCUGGUACAUCAACUUCUUCCAGGCGGAGACUCACUGUCUGCUGCCGUAUGAUCAGUACAUGCACCGUUUCGCUGCUUAUUUUCAACAGGGUGACAUGGAGUCCAAUGGAAAGUACAUCACGACUAAAGGCACGCGGGUGAACUAUCACACCGGACCCAUCGUAUGGGGAGAACCGGGAACUAACGGACAGCACGCUUUCUACCAGCUCAUCCACCAGGGAACUCGAAUGGUUCCUGCUGACUUCCUCAUUCCUGCCCAGACUCAACAUCCAAUCAGAAACAGCCUUCACCACAAGAUUCUGCUGGCGAAUUUUCUGGCUCAAACUGAGGCGCUGAUGAAGGGUAAAACGACAGAAGAGGCGAAGAAAGAGCUUGAGGCCGGAGGACUGAGCGGAGACAACCUGGAGAAAAUACUGCCGCACAAAGUUUUCCAGGGAAAUAAGCCAACAAACUCCAUCGUCUUCAAGAAGCUGUCUCCGUUCACUCUGGGUGUGCUGAUCGCCAUGUAUGAACACAAGAUCUUCAUUCAGGGCGUCAUGUGGGAAAUCAACAGCUUUGAUCAGUGGGGGGUGGAGCUGGGUAAACAGCUGGCGAAAAAGAUCGAGCCGGAGCUCCAGGAUUCAGCUCAGGUCAGCUCUCAUGAUUCCUCCACCAACGGCCUCAUUAAUUUCCUCAAGAAAAACUUUGCUUGAAGAAGACCCACCCUUCUCGGAAUCCCCUGCAGCCUGAAACAUAAUGGCUGCACUGAACAGCAGCAGAUUAAUAAUAUAUUAUUAUAUUUAUAUUAUAUUAUUAUAUUUUAGUGCUGGGCAAAGAUUCAUCACAAUUAAUGGCAUUCAAAAUAAAAGUGUUUUGACAUAAAACAUAUGUGUGUGUGUUAUGUAGAGUUACUAUGUAUAUGUGAGAGACAAAACUAUACAAAACCAUUUUGUUACAUAGAUAUCUAGAUUUAUAUAUAAUUUGUAUCAUAUACAUUAUAUAUACAGUUACAUAUACAUAUUACAUAAUACAUAUACAGUUAAAGUCAGAAUUAUUAGCCCCUCUUUGAUUUUUUCUUUCUUUUUUUAAAUAUUUCCCAAAUGAUGUUUAUCAGAGCUAGGAAAUUUUCACAGUAUGUCUGAUAAUAUUUUUUCUUCUGGAGAAAGUCUUAUUUGUUUUAUUUCGGCUAGAAUAAAAGCAGUUUUUAAUUUUUUUAAAGCCAUUUUGAGGUCAAUAUUAUUAGCCCCUUUAAGCUAUAUUUUUUACAGUCUACAGAACAAACCAUCGUUAUACAAUAACUUGCCUAAUUACUCUAACCUGCCUAGUUAACCUAAUUAACCUAGUUAAGCCUUUAAAUGUCACUUUAAGCUGUAUAGAAGCGUCUUGAAGAAUAUCUAGUCUAAUAUUAUUUACUGUCAUCAUGACAAAGAUAAAAUAAAUCAGUUAUUAGAAAUGAGUUAUUAAAACUAUUAUGUGCAGAAAUGUGAUGAAAAAAUCUCUCUGUUAAACAGAAAUUGGGGAAAAAAUAAACAGGGGGGCUAAUAAUUCAGGGGGGCUAAUAAUUCUGGCUUCAACUGUAUAUAUUUUAUAUCUAAAUAUAAAUAAAUGCAAGCAUGUGUGUGUGUUUAUACACUCUAAAAAAAGACUUAUUUAUUUAACACAAUGGUUGAGUUAAAAAUAUUUGGUGCUUCGUUGGGUUGUUUUUAACCUUUAUUGGGUUAUUUAUUAAUAACUCAACCAGUUGGGUUGAAACAUUAUAAUUUUAACAGUCAACUGAUUUAACCGACCCAGAACAGCUGUAUUAUUAUGCGUACGUAAUGUUGUUUUUGCAUUGUAAAGUUUAUUUAAUGCAAUAAUAUUGUUUUUGUUUUUUAUUUACCUCUCUGUGUCGUGGUUUUUAUAUCUGUUUCACCAGCACUCUUAAUUAUUGAUGAUACAAAUGUUUGCUUCACAGCUGAUCUAUAUUAAAUGGAUAAAAGUGUCUGGAACUUAAAAUAAAACAUUUCCAAUAUUUUUGAAAACUGCAUGUUAUUUAUUUACUCAGCCACAAUAUAAAAUUAAUAGUAGUACUAGUAAUAGUAGCAGUAGUAUUACCAGAAUGGAUAAAAAUAACAUUUAAUCAAAGUAACCCAAUACAUUGGGUUAAAUUAUAUAACCCAAUGCAUUGGGUUAAAAUAACCCAUAGUUGGAAAGGUGCUAUAAUAACCUAUAGUUGAGAUUAUAUGUUGAGGUAUUUUUAACCCAACUAUUUUAACGGAGUAGUAAAUAUAUCCAGCACACACACUUAUUUUAAAUCAAAGCAAACUUUUAUUUUGGAUGCGAUUAAUUGAGAUUAAUUUUUGCCCAGCACUAACUCUUUUUUAAACUGACAGUUAAAGUGUUGUUGUUCAAUAAUGAAGUCAAGUAUUAUUCUACAAACACACUCUUAGAAAAUGCUGGGUUGUUUUAACCCAGUGUUGGGUCAAAUAUGGAUAACCCAAUCAUUGGGUUAAAAAAGUGUAAUUUAAAUUUAAUACAAAAAAUAACCCAAUGAGUUGGCGUGAUAGCCCAGUGGUUAGUGCGCUGACAUAUGGUGCGGCAGUGCUCCGGGCGUCCUGAGUUUGAGUCCCAGCUCGUGGACCUACUGACCUGUCAAUUAAUGGCAAAAAUGACAAAAAUAAAUCUUUAAAAAAAUUAACAUAACAAUAAUAACUCAAUGGUUGGGUUUGUAGUACAUAUUUGACCCAACUUUGGGAUUUUUGUUAGAGUGGUGUAGUAGUCAGUAUUGUGAAUUAAAAUAUAUCAUUCAAAUAUAACAGAUGUAUCCUGCUUUUAAAAAAUCUUUUAAGCACUGUUUCUUUUACAGUUUAUGUAUGGCUCACAUGUGGGACUUUUAUUUUGCAAAAUAAACCACUCUGCAAAACAA
Danio aesculapii is the source of this 3946-nucleotide messenger RNA. RefSeq names its product glucose-6-phosphate isomerase b (gene gpib). Gene Ontology annotation, molecular function: monosaccharide binding; glucose-6-phosphate isomerase activity; carbohydrate derivative binding. Gene Ontology annotation, biological process: glucose 6-phosphate metabolic process; glycolytic process; gluconeogenesis. Gene Ontology annotation, cellular component: cytosol. The coding region runs from base 93 to 1754 and encodes 553 amino acids. The record is from RefSeq and is a predicted model, not a curated record. The transcript has 18 exons. Lineage: Eukaryota; Metazoa; Chordata; Actinopteri; Cypriniformes; Danionidae.